Acanthopagrus latus (yellowfin seabream) is the source of this 6426-nucleotide messenger RNA. RefSeq names its product palladin, cytoskeletal associated protein (gene palld). Bases 478 to 4896 code for a protein of 1472 amino acids. The transcript is spliced from 23 exons. Lineage: Eukaryota; Metazoa; Chordata; Actinopteri; Spariformes; Sparidae. The record is from RefSeq and is a predicted model, not a curated record.
GAGUAGACACUGAAGGGUGAAUUAUUGAUGAGCGAAAUGAUGUUUUCUAAAGAAAUACUGAAACGUGAAGCUCUAACGUGUAUCUUGUUGUAAUAGUAGUUGUUUGGGAGCGUUUUACAGUCAAAAUGUGGCUCUUUGCUGAACCAACGAUGGUUUUACAUACAUAACGGUUAAUUGCAAAACCCCUCAACCGUCAAGAUGUAAGUAACUGGUAUUCUGGCUGUGAAACCUGAGCCGGGGCCAAAUAUAGCCCCACACAGUGAGCAGUUAGAGACCGGGACAGAUGGGACAGCAGGCCACUGCAGAGGCAGUACGCAAUUGGACCCUGAACCUGAGAGAUCCUGCUGACUGUCUGACCAAUAGGGCUGCUCUUCUGGAAAGAGAAGCUUCUUUUUGGCUCAUUGUGACUAAUAAACGAGACAAACCUGGAAGCACAAAACCAGGAGGAAGCGUUUGGACAGACAGCCCACUUUAAGGAUGCAGGACGGGAGUUGGAAUCAGCCGCUCCCCAUUUCUCUGCUGCUGAAGGACCCGGCAGGAGGCAGAUCUUUGGAGGGCGAUGGAGGGAUGUUUUCUGAAGCGUCCUCUGAUGGGGAACUCUACCUGGACUCAGUGACAGAGCUGGAUUCUGGAGAUGGAGACUUUGCAGAUCUUACUGCCUUCUUAAGUGCAGACGAGAUAAACCAUAGCCUGGACCUGGCCCGAGAGGCCUUUGGUGACCAAGUUGAAUCUGAAGAUCCAGGCCCCUCUAAUCCUACGCCCCAGGAGCAGGCUCUCCAACAUGUCCAAUCUCUUCUUUUGCCCCCCCAGACUACUGAAAACCUCACCACAAGCUCAAAACUGCAGCAUCAGACCAAAUCCCCCUACACAGAUGACAGUGUAGCAGUUGAAGCCUCAUCCAGCCAUAAUGUACCCCUCAGUAAACCUGUACAAGUGUCCAGUGAGGCUCCAUCCUCUUCUGAGAAGGUUGUCCGCCACAAACCAGUCCAGCCAGUGUAUAAGAUGGAUAAACCCCGGCUGCUUCAUGAAGGCCUGGAGCUUAACGAUCGAGCAGGUUCAGCCACAGAGUUCUGUAGCCGAGCUGCCACAUUCAUCGAGGAGCUGUCAUCCAUCUUCAAAGGCUCUGCUCACCUGGAGCCACAGGUGGAGGAGGACUCUUCCUCUCCUGACAGUGGCUACUUGUCCCCGAGGAGUCGGCGACCAGUCCCUCAGGGUUCUGCCUCUGUUCCCUCUGUGCCUCCCAGCCAACAGGAGCAGGCACAGUACAGUCAGCCGGCAAUGAGCAUGGAGCCUCAGCCGGAAGGCCCGUUGGGAGUGGCAGCUUCUGCGAGGUACCAACACUCUGGAGCUCCAGCCUCACAUGGACUGCUGUCUCCUCCUUGUUUCCUCCAGAAGCUGAAGAGUCAGGAGGUGGCAGAAGGAAGCCCCAUUCGCCUGGAGUGCAGAGUCACAGGAAACCCCCAGCCGCUGGUCAGGUGGUUCUGUGAAGGCCGAGAGCUGCACAACUCUCCCGACAUACAGAUCUGGAGGGAUGGUGACCUGCACACACUGGUGAUAAGUGAAGCCUUUGAGGACGACACAGGACGGUACACCUGCGUGGCCUCCAAUAGUCUCGGAGCGGACAAUACCUCUGCUGAAGUUUACAUUGAAGGAGCGUCAUCAUCAGACUCAGAAGGAGAGGGAACUGGGUCACACUCCAGAUCGGGAACCAUGCCUCAAGUUCAGAAGAAGACCACUUCAAUGUCCCUGACAAUACGCUCAGCAUCACCAAAAACCCAUGAGGUCCUUCCUCAUCGCUCCACCCUGGUCCAGGCCCUGUCUCAGCCCCCACAGAGGAUGCAGAGCCCAGUGUCGUCACUGUAUGGUGGUGAGGCCUCAGGUCCUCCUAUAUUCACCAAGCUGUUGCAGGAUGCCCAGGCAUCUGAGGGCCAGGUGGUGGUUCUGGAGUGCAGGGUCCGUGGAAGCCCUCCUCUGCAGGUCAGAUGGUACCGCCAGGGAGAGGAGAUCCUGGACUCUCCUGAUUUUCGUAUUCUCCAGAAAAAACCUCGAUCUGCAGCUGAGUCAGAGGAGAUCUGCACCCUGGUGAUAGCUGAGGCCUUUCCAGAGGAUGGAGGUCUGUUCUGCUGCACUGCGUCCAACCCGUAUGGUUCCAUUAACAGCACGGCCCAUCUCAGCGUCACUGCAGCAGCCGAGGACUCAUCCAGUAAUGGCAUGUCUGGUGACAGCUCAGGGUUUGAGGAUGCGGCAGCCUUCCCCCCUCCUCCUCCACCCACCGAAAUCAGUCUCCUAGAGCUGCCACCCAAGGUGCUGCCUCCUCCUGGAACUGAGGCUGUCCAUAUCAAGGAGCUGGAGAUCUGGCCCAGUGUGUCAUCCCUGCCUCCAGUCCAGAUGGGCUCAGAGGUGGAGGAUAAGGUCAAAGGGUCUAUACAGAAUAUACAGCCCCCAAAUCCACCACCACCACCACCAAGCCCGCCUAAAGCAGCCACACCACCACCUCCACCUCCACCUCCACCCCCACCUCCACCUCUGCCACCAUCCAACCUUUUUACAGACAUCACAGCCUGGAGUCCAGCCCAGGUGGCACCAGACUCACCUCCAUCCCUAGGCAAGCUGUCUCCAUCCCCUGGGAAAGACGGUCCUCCGCUGCCUACCAAGCCCAAACCGAAGCUGAACGCAUCCCAGCUGAAGCAGCUGCAAGACCAGAUUCUAUUGGAGCAGCAGGAAGCAGCCAACUGGCAGCAGCAGGAACAGCAGAACCAGGCAGUCCCACCUCCACCUCAGCAACCACCUCAGGAAGUGCCUCCAUCUUCUCCACCGUCUCCACCUCUACCCCCUCCUCCCUCCUUCCAGGAGCUGGAGAGUAACACAGCCAUGCAGGCCAGCACCUUCAACUACGCCCGGCCCAAGCAGUUCAUCGCUGCUCAGAGCCCAGGCGGGGCGGGCUAUGUCACCCAGUCCUCUGGCUCCUCCGGGUCCAGCCUGUCCUCGCCCCUGUCUCCUCCCACCUCUCACAAGCCCUUCAGCAGGGUCACCUUGCCCCCUUUUACCAAGUCCAGCAGCGUGGAGUCUCCAAGCUCUCCAUCUUUCCCGCCGCCACCUCCACCCUUCUUCAGCUCAAGCAACCUGUCCUCUCCAUCAGGCCCAGCCCAAGACUUCCCUCCACCUCCGCCUCCUCCUCCUCCACCUAUCUCCUCAUCUCCAGCCUGCUCGGAUAUGUCCUCGCCGUUCUCCUCCGUCCCUCCAUCUCCAGCCUCCAGCUUCCUGUCCUCAGUGUUACCCUCCACCCCUUCAUCACCUGGCAGUCCUAUUUUCAACGCUCUGGGCCUUCCGAAAGGCAACGGGACUAUCAAAGCGUUCCCCAGGAAGUCCUCGGUCACCAGGACGCCCCGGGCCCCUUCUGACUCCGACAUCCAAGGAUCCAAAGACGCCGUCAUCCAAGACUUGGAGAGAAAAUUGCGCUUUAAAGAGGAGCGCAUAAGCAAUGGUCAACAGAGGUUAACCUAUGAGGAGAAGAUGGCUCGCAGACUGCUGGGUGCUGACAACGCUGCCACAGUCUUAAACUCACAGGAGACGGAGGAGGAGCCCAUCACACAGGAAGACAAGUCAUCUGACAGAGAAUCUUUCCCUCAAAAGGAGUACAAAGUGUCCAGCUUCGAGCAGCGCCUCAUCAGCGAGAUUGAAUUCCGUCUGGAGCGUUCUCCAGUGGAGGAGUCAGACGACGAUGUGCAGCACGAUGAAGACUCUGCCGGCCAGGGGGUGGCACCGUCCUUCGACCAGAAGUUAAAACACUACAAAGUCUUCGAGGGCAUGCCGGUCACCUUCUCCUGCAAGGUCAUGGGAGACCCCAAACCAAAGGUCUACUGGUUCAAAGAUGGCAAGCAGAUCUCCAAGAGGAGCGAGCACUACAGGAUCAGCCGCGACGCUGACGGGACCUGCUCCCUGCACACCGCCGCAGCCUCACUGGAUGAUGACGGCAACUACACCAUCAUGGCAGGCAACCCUGAGGGCAGGGUGAGCUGCACCGGCAGGAUGAUGGUCCAGGCGGUGAACCAGCGAGGCCGCAGCCAGCGCUCGACACCCGGACACAUGCGCAGACCCAGGUCCAGGUCUAGAGACAGCGGCGAUGAGAACGAUAACAUCCAGGAGCGUCACUUUCGCCCACACUUCCUGCAGGCGCCCGGUGACCUCAUCGUUCAGGAGGGCCGACUGUGCAGGAUGGACUGCAAGGUGAGCGGCCUGCCCACACCUGACCUCAUCUGGCAGUUGAACGGACAGACCAUCCGCCCCGACUCCGCUCAUAAGAUGCUGGUGAGGGAAAACGGCGUGCACUCAUUGGUCAUCGAGCCCGUCACCAGCCGCGACGCGGGCAUCUACACCUGCAUCGCCAGCAACCGAGCCGGACAGAACUCCUUUAACCUGGAGCUCAUCGUUGCAGCUAAAGAGAUGCACAAGGCCCCUUCGUUCGUGGAGAAGCUGCAGAACACGAGCGUGGCGGAGGGUCAUCCUGUCAGACUGGAGUGUCGCGUUGCAGGAGUCCCGUACCCACAGAUCUUCUGGAAGAGGGAGAAUGAGUCCUUCACUCACAACACAGACAGAAUCAGCAUGCACCAGGACAACUGUGGCUACCUGUGCAUGAUCAUCCAGCCGGCCAUGAAAGAAGAUGCUGGCUGGUACACAGUGUCAGCCAAGAAUGACGCAGGCAUCGUCUCCAGCACUGCACGCCUCGACGUCCACGCUCAGUGGCAGCAGCCCAACCUCCCCAAGCCCAAGAAGGUGCGUCCCUCCACCAGCCGCUACGCCGCACUGACAGAGAGAGGGCUGGACGUGAAGGCAGCCUUCUUCCCCGACUCCAGCCCGCUGCAGCCCGGCGGCCUGGUGGAAAGUGACGACCUGUAGACACCACAGGGAGGAUUGCGAUGUCAAAAAAACCCCAAAACCCUGAAAGCUGCCCAUAUACCCCCUGUCCACCUGAGGGACUCUAUCACUGAACUGCAGAAACAGAACUAAAGGGUCGGUGGGCAGAGUGAGCCGGUGCAGCGGCACAUUUCAUAUGUUUUUAUAGUCUGACACAAUCCAUUAUAUCACAGAAUCCAUUCAAGUUGUUGCCCCAUGCUUCAUUUUAUCAACUGGACCUGGAAUGAUUGAAGUGUUUACCACGAGGAAAGACUGCUCAUAAAUACGCUCUCUCAUGUUUCGUGAACUGUACGACUGUUGACUCUGUUUUGCAUCUUUUUAAGUGCCUCUCAUGUCUGUAAAGAUUUAAAAACAUGUUUAAAAAUGAAACAUAGAAUUACUAUGCAUGUUCAAGUGGUGCCAUUUGAAUUACACAGACUAAUACUGUAUCUAUACGUAGCACUGCACCGACUUUGUGUAGAAGCGGGACAGAAAAGAGGCUGAAUGACUCAAAGCGUUGGAGCUUUGACAAAGAAGAUCACAGACUUAAUUAUGUGGGCUUGUGUAGCACAGUGCUGAUAUCUACAGGUUGUAGUCGGGGCAUCAUACAGUCUCAGUAAUGUCAGGUAGAGUAGCUUACAGAUAUUGGAAAAGGCCGGGCCUUACAAACAGUAUGUUUAGUGUUUUUUGUUUUUUUUUUAGCAAAAGAAAUGAGGUUUGGGGAAGAGGAACGCUCACACGUGAGUGAUUUGAUUGUUUGUGGGUGCAGCAGAACUUAAAGAAGGUCAGAUCUGACAGACACAGGAAGGGACAGCGACGGAAACAGGCAGGUUUUUGUGACGGACAUGUAUAAUGUGGUAAGUUAACGUUUGAUAGAGGGAUGUGAAGAUGACAGGAAACUUUUGGUGGGUCAUUUUCGAGAUUUUUUUUUUUCUUUUCUUCUUUGAUGGUUUAUUUUAAAACGUGUGAAUUGAAAUGCUCUCACUCCAGAGAGGGUGCUGUGAAAGGUUUCAGUAUUUGUCACACACGUCACAGAUUGUCCAUUUUAUUUUUGUAUGAAAAAAAAAAAAAGACUCCCCCCCCCCAGCAAUCUUUACGUAAAUUAUCUCAGCAGCCUUUUGUUCACUGAUGAAACAACCUUCUCUGUAUCAUGAUGUUUUAUAAAUACAUUUACUGCCUUAAAAACACUUUCAGGCUCGAUACAAACACAACUUCUUUGCAUGUUACUUUUGGACGUAGUGCCAAACAACUUUUUUUCCAGGAUGUAUAAAAACACUUUUCACCCAGAAUUCAAGAGUAGAAAACACUCCAGGCUGGUGAAAAGUGAAAGGCAAGGUAUAUUUAUAUCUACUAUUUUUGUCACCUCUGUAACUCCAUACAAAGUGGACAUCUUUCUCUUUGUCUGUUCAGAGCUUGCAUCAGCUGACAGUUAACUGUGUUUGCACAUUUCUAUGCCAAUCAAUGCCUGUAUAUGGAUUGUUCUCUUGAUAUUAUUUUAGGUUAUGAAAGUUAAUAAAAAUCAAACUCAUAAGA